GAGAAGAGCAGCCAACAAUCAAUGGCGAACACAAUCGACGAGAAGCCAUGGCGAGUUCUUGAGUUCUACAGUGGAAUCGGUGGGAUGAGAUACUCUUUAAUGGCGUCAGGCGUCGUCGCAGAAGUUGUAGAAGCGUUUGAGAUCAAUGAUGUUGCCAAUGAUGUUUAUCAGCAUAAUUUCGGACAUCGUCCCCAUCAGGGGAAUAUUCAGAGCCUCACUGCUGCUGAUUUAGAUAGGUAUAAGGCAGAUGCUUGGCUUCUUUCUCCUCCUUGUCAACCUUAUACCCGACAAGGCCUUCAGAAACACUCUGGUGAUGCUCGGGCAUAUUCUUUUCUCAAGAUUCUCGAGCUUAUACCGCAUACUUCUAAGCCUCCACAAAUGUUAUUUGUAGAGAAUGUUGUUGGAUUUGAGACUUCGGAUACCCAUACGGAAAUGAUUGAUACAUUAACAAAAUUAGAUUAUGUCACUCAAGAAUUUAUUCUGAGUCCGUUGCAGUUUGGUGUGCCGUAUUCAAGACCACGUUACUUUUGUCUGGCCAAAAGAAAGCCUGUGUCAUUUCAGUCCCAACACAAUAAUAACAAGCUACUGUGGUCUCCAGGCCCGUUAUAUGGGCGUGAUGAUGAGGUGGAGUUUGGAAAAUCUCAAGCAGAAGAGGGAUUGGAAAAUUUACUUCAGUCUUGCGAACCAGUAGAGAAGUACCUUGACUCAACAGCACAAGCAGACGGCGAGCCAAGUGGUUUUGAUGACUCUGAGAAUGGAUCCAAAGAUUGUUAUGGACUAGAAGAAGAUCCUGUCCCGGACUCUGUACAUCAAUAUCUAGUACCAUUAAGUCUGAUAGAGAGAUGGGGAAACGCAAUGGACAUUGUGUACCCGGAUUCAAAGAGAUGUUGCUGUUUUACAAAGAGUUAUUACCGAUACGUGAAGGGCACUGGUUCCCUCUUGGCAACCGUCCAGCCGAAAAUCAAGGGGAAGGAAUCUUGUUUGAAAGAGCAACGGCUUAGAUACUUCACCCCGAGAGAGGUAGCUAACUUUCACUCGUUCCCUGAAGAUUUUGAGUUCCCCAAGCAGAUAAGCCUUAGGCAGAGGUACGCUGUUUCAUACCUUGAAGCACUUCUUGACAUUAUACGCAAUGCUUGGAAACAGUUUAAGUGUAGCAGUCGUGGCUCCUCUGCUUCGGUAUCUAUUGGGUUCUUCUCCCUCUUGACUGCGGACAGAUCCCGCUUCGAAGCUGAAGAAAAAACUGAGAAAAUGCCGACCAAUGGUAUUUUUGGUAAGCUCCAUGAAGAUGUGAGCAAGCCUAGCUUCUGGAAGUCUCUGCCUUUGGGAGAAAAUUGGAAAUCUAAAUCCAUGCUUUUUACUCUCAUGUUUCCUCUUCUAAUGCCAGUAUUGUUUGUUGUUGUGAACUGUUCUGAUUUUUUUGGGUUUAUGAAGAGGAUUAUCCCAGAAGAGUUUGUGAGAAGCACGCCUGGGGCUUUUGAGCACAGACUGGUGUUUAGUGUUCGUUGGGGCAAUUCCUGGCAACUCUGGCUCCAGCAAGACGAGAAAGAUCUGGUUAUGAAUGAAGAAGAUUGGGAUGAGUUUGUGGAUGACAACGUCUUAGGUCCGCAUGAUGUUUUGUUCUUCACGCACGAAGACGCGAUGGAUCUUAAAGUGCGAAUCUAUAAAAAAGAUUUGCAACUCAUGAAAGAGAUCACCUCAGCACCUCUUAAAGCUGAUCCCGAAGCUGAGAUGCUUAACCGUAAGCCCCAGAAUCCUCACCAGGAAGCUCCUGCCUCUGCCUCUGACUCUGCCUCUGCCUCUGCCUCUGCCUCUACCUCUGUUUCGGCGAAUAUUUCAGCAAAUGGAGCAAGACAGGGUUGUACUCCUGUCACAAACCCUGAGCGAUACCUCUUAGAUCCCAAAAAUCCUUACUUUGUGAAGACGCUGACGAAAAAGAUCGACGUUCUGUAUGUGAGCCGUCAGGUGAUUGACAAGUAUGACUUGAAGUUUGGUCCGCAUGGUUCCACCAUGUAUUACCUUGUUGGCAAAGAAAAACACGAGGCUGUCACAAAGAUCUACGGUCGUAGCCCUUGUUUCAAUGCCUGGGCGUCUGUAUGUCGGAAGUACAAUCUUAAAGAAGGAGACAGUGUGGUUUGCGAACUUGAACGCUCAGGAGGUGUGGUUACGGCUGUUAGAGUGCAUUUGGUCGAUGAAUGA
Messenger RNA from Thlaspi arvense, 2196 nucleotides. Lineage: Eukaryota; Viridiplantae; Streptophyta; Magnoliopsida; Brassicales; Brassicaceae. The record is from the annotation of a GenBank genome assembly.